CUGUGAGGGAGGCUGAGGGGACUGGGAUUGUUCAGCCUGGAGAAGCUCUAGGGAGACCCUAAACCGCUUCCGGUGUCUAAAGACAGUCUGUAAUAAAAAUGGGGACGGACUUUUUAGCAGCACCUGUUGCGAUAAGACUGGGGAUAAUGGUUUUAAACUGGAGCUAGAUCGGUUUAGAUUAAGUAUAAACAAAAAAAUGUUUACCGUGAGGGUGUUAAAACACCGGAACAAGUUGCUGAGGGAGGUAGUGGAAACAUUCAGUGUCAGGCUGGACCAGGCUCUGAGCAUCUAAGCCGUCUAAGAUGUCCCUGCUCGUGGCAGUGGGGGUGAUCCGGUGCCCGAUCUGCCGCCAGGAGUGCCGGCAGAUUGACCUGGUGGACAACUACUUUGUGAAGGACACCUCAGAGAGCCCCAGCAGCUCCGACGAGAAGUCAGAACAGGUGUGUACCAGCUGCGAGGACAAUGCCAGUGCCGUGGGUUUCUGUGUGGAAUGUGGGGAAUGGCUGUGUAAGACCUGCAUAGAAGCUCACCAGCGAGUAAAGUUUACUAAAGAUCACAUGAUCAGGAAAAAAGAGGAUGUGUCAUCAGAGGCCGUGGGAGCAUCUGGUCAACGUCCUGUUUUCUGCCCUGUCCACAAACAAGAGCAGUUAAAACUUUUCUGUGAAACCUGUGACAGGCUGACAUGCAGAGACUGUCAGUUAUUGGAACACAAAGAACACAGGUACCAGUUCCUGGAAGAAGCUUUUCAGAACCAGAAGGGUGCAAUUGAGAACCUGUUGGUCAAACUUCUUGAGAAGAAGAAUUAUGUAAAUUUUGCAGCUGCCCAAGUUCAAAAUAGGAUAAAAGAAGUAAAUGAAACCAACAAACGAGUAGAACAGGAAAUCAAAGUGGCUAUAUUCACCCUCAUCAAUGAAAUCAAUAAAAAGGGAAAAUCUCUCCUACAGCACCUUGAGAAUGUAACAAAGGAGAGACAGAUGAAGUUGAUACAGCAGCAGAAUGACAUCACUGGUCUGUCACGACAAGUGAAGCAUGUGAUGAACUUCACUAACUGGGCGAUCGCGAGCGGCAGCAGCACUGCCCUGCUCUACAGCAAGCGCCUGAUAACGUUCCAGCUGCGGCACAUCCUGAAGGCCCGGUGCGAUCCCGUCCCAGCUGCCAAUGGAGCCAUCCGCUUCCAUUGUGACCCCACCUUCUGGGCUAAGAAUGUUGUCAAUUUGGGUAACUUGGUCAUUGAAAAUAAACCAACCCCUAGUUACACUCCCAAUGUAGUGGUUGGGCAAACUCCUCCAGGAACAAACCACGUCAACAAAGCUCCAGGACAAAUCAAUCUGGCCCAGCUUCGACUGCAGCACAUGCAGCAGCAAGUGUAUGCCCAAAAACACCAGCAGCUGCAGCAGAUGAGAAUGGCCCAGCCAUCUGCAUCCGUGCCCAGGCAGAGCAGCCCCCAAGUCCUGCAGCAGCAGCCUCCCAGGUUGAUCAGCAUGCAGACCAUGCAGAGGGGUAACAUGAACUGUGGGGCUUUCCAAGCACAUCAGAUGAGAAUGGCUCAGAAUGCUGCUCGUAUACCAGGAAUCCCACGCCACAAUGGACCUCAAUACUCCAUGAUGCAACCUCACCUUCAAAGACAACACUCCAACCCCGGCCACGCGGGGCCCUUCCCGGUGGUCUCCGUGCACAACACCACCAUCAACCCCACCAGCCCCACCACAGCCACCAUGGCCAGCGCCAACCGCGGCCCCACCAGCCCGUCCGUGUCGGCCAUCGAGCUCAUCCCGUCCGUCACCAACCCGGAGAACCUGCCCUCCCUGCCGGACAUCCCUCCCAUCCAGCUGGAAGAUGCUGGUUCCAGCAGUUUAGAUAAUCUGCUAAGUAGAUACAUCACAGGCAGCCACCUCCCACCACAGCCUACAAGCACCAUGAAUCCCUCCCCAGGACCUUCAGCUCUGUCUCCAGGAUCAUCAGGUUUAUCCAACUCCCACACUCCCGUGAGGCCCCCCAGCACCUCCAGCACAGGCAGCAGAGGAAGCUGUGGCUCCUCAGGCAGAGGCUUCAAGGCUGACCAAGUGAAAGUAAAGCAAGAGCCAGGCACAGAGGAAGAGAUCUGCAGUUUCUCAGGAACAGUAAAGCAGGAAAAAACAGAGGAUGGCAGAAGAAGUGCUUGCAUGCUCAGCAGCCCUGAGAGCAGCUUGACACCACCACUGUCCACUAACUUACACCUGGAGAGUGAACUGGAAGCUUUGGGAAGCCUGGAAAACCAUGUGAAGACAGAGCCAGCAGAUCUGAGUGAGAGCUGCAAACAGUCUGGGCACAGUCUGGUGAACGGGAAAUCACCGGUGCGGAGCCUCAUGCACCGCUCGGCCCGAGUGGCAGGAGAAGGGAAUAACAAGGAUGACGACCCCAAUGAGGACUGGUGUGCUGUGUGCCAGAACGGGGGGGACCUGCUGUGCUGUGAGAAGUGCCCCAAGGUGUUCCACCUCACCUGUCACGUCCCCACACUCCUCAGCUUCCCCAGUGGAGAGUGGAUAUGUACAUUCUGCAGAGACCUGAGCAAACCUGAAGUGGAGUAUGAUUGUGACAAUUCCCAGCACAGCAAGAAGGGGAAGACAGCACAAGGCCUGAGUCCUGUGGACCAAAGGAAAUGUGAACGCCUCCUGCUUUACCUGUACUGCCACGAGCUGAGCAUUGAGUUCCAAGAGCCAGUCCCAGCCUCGAUACCAAACUACUAUAAAAUCAUAAAGAAACCAAUGGAUUUAUCCACGGUGAAGAAGAAACUGCAGAAGAAGCAUUCCCAACACUACCAGACCCCCGAGGACUUUGUGGCUGAUGUCCGGUUGAUCUUCAAGAACUGUGAAAGGUUUAAUGAAAUGAUGAAAGUUGUUCAAGUUUAUGCAGAAACACAAGAGAUUAAUUUGAAGGCUGAUUCAGAAGUAGCACAGGCAGGGAAGGCAGUUGCAUUGUACUUUGAAGAUAAACUUACAGAGAUCUACUCAGACAGGACCUUCCAGCCUUUGCCUGAAUUUGAGCAGGAAGAGGAUGAUGGUGAAAUAACUGAGGACUCCGAUGAAGAUUUUAUACAACCACGUAGAAAACGCCUAAAAUCAGAUGAGAGACCAGUGCAUAUAAAGUAAUCUAAUGAUAUGGACCUAAAAUUUAUUGUAAAAACUGUUAUUUAAGUGUUUCUGGAAUAUUAUCAUGCCUACAGUGGCCAUCUUGAAGAAGCUGGUAGCUUUUUAAACAGUAUUAGAUAACAAACAACACUUGUACAGAAAAACAUUCGCAUCAAAAGGGGAAAAAAAACCUGUAUUGUAAAUUUUUGGUGGUUUGUAUUUUUUUUUCCCUCUAUUUCUUGCUAUAUUCUUUCUUUUCCUGAUGGAGAGGACACACUCAUCCUGGUCUCACAGACAGAGGUGGAGGAACGUUGAAGAGAAGCAGAUUUGGUAGGAGAUGUUCCAUGCACAGAUAAGACUGUGUAGUGACACGAUCUGCAGGACUGGACCCACUCAGUGACUGUAUCUUGUAUUACACUGCAGUGUAAACUGUGAGCAGAGCUCCUGAAAUCCCCUCUGUGUCCGCCCAAGUGUGUGUUGGUCGUUGCUUUGAUCAUCUCACUGAAGCAGGAUUGUGAAUAACUGAUCUUCUGUGUCGAUCCAACUGUUGCCAUUUUGCUUUCUUUACUCCAUUUUAUGUAGAGCGAAAGGAAAAAGAAAGAAAAAUCAUUAAACUGUUCUGAAUGGGCAAGUGCAGGAGUGUGAGGUUUUGGCAGAUGAAAGGCUAAGCUGGUGGCUCCAAUCCCUUUCAGUAGGACAAGGUGUAUUCAUUAAAGUCCUGUACCCAGAACAUUUUAAUGGCAUCCAUGGCAGAAGUCUCACCGUUGUCAUCUGUCCCUGACCCCCUGACGAGGCAGAAUGUUCUCUCCAGUAUUCAUUCUCUAGUUUUCUGUACUUAAAAUAUAGACUGAAGAGGUAAUAACUGGUUGGGGUGUUUUUCCAGUCUUCCUAAAUAUCAGUUUCUAAUAGACCACUUGGCAAACAAUAACGUAUUAACUACCAAAUGUGUAAAAUUUCCUGUAUUCACUUUGUCUUAUUUGUAAAUAGUGAAUUGAGAUUUCUUGCAGGUCAGCAACAUUUGCUGAACUGUUUUUAAGCUAAUAUGUAUUCUUAUUGAUUGUUCCUAUCAAGAAAAGAUUUGUAAUAUAUGCUAUUUCUAACAUUGCAUUCAUUUUGAGGUUCUGUCUUAUUUUUCUUAGAGUACUUCUCAGAACUUUCUUCAGAAGCAGCUUGUGAGGGAAAUGUGCAGGAAGAUUGGAAUCAGUCUGAGUUUGGGUUGCCUGUCCAUCCAUUGAACAAAGCACUUGCACAGGGUUUGGCCUUGAGUGGUUUCUGCUCAAAGAGUGAGAACAGAACAAUUUCCCAGUUCCCUCUACCCCCUGAGGCACCUCUGCAGUGUCUUCCCUUGCACUGCUCCAUCCCAGCAUUCCUGGUUAGAAAUCAUGGAAUCACAAGGAGUUACAGCUCGAGAAGUUGUUUUCUUUACUGACACAAGUCAGUACUAGAAAUAAAUACAAUUUCUGGCCUUCAUAUUGAUCUUGUUAAAGGAAGUUGAAGGAUUCAUGUAAUCAAUGAACUCGAGAUGGCAGAAUCUCAAUUUGCCAGAAUUUGUGUGGAUCCAGCAAUUCUUGGAGAGAUCCCUGGGGGUUUGGUGUACUCAGCAUAGCAAUUCCUGUGACACUGUACACGCUUUACCAUCCUGGUAAAGAGAACUGUUUUAGCACAAUAUCAAAUUGAGAAAUGCUCUCAGCAGUUUUUAUGCAAAUCACUGCAGAUUUGGUUUCUUUUAUAAGAACCAGGUCUGUGUACCUUGGGAUUCUCCCUCUUGCAAUAAAUGAGGGGACUGAAGAUGUUUGUAACUUCCAACUCAUUUCUUUACUCAAAUGUUACACUUCAAACUCAAAACUGGUUGGCUUUUUCUUUUUUUAAUUUCUCAGACAUUAACAGUACUGUUUUAAGUUUAUUUUUUGCCAGUUUGUAUGUGAAAGGAAAAUCAAUUCCACUUCAACAUAUUCAAUUGACAAAGAGCAACAACUUUGCCUGUGGAAAGGCUGACGUGUGAAUAGGACACUGGUAGUGACAAGGGAUCAUUUCAUGGCUCUGUGUAUUGCCUAUUUAUGCAUUUCUAGUUUCUCAGCUUCAUUUUGCAAAAGGAAUAUUAUUAAAAUUAUCAUGAAAAUAAGAUUCUGUGAACUCUCUUCA
Molecule: messenger RNA, 5249 nt
Organism: Cyanistes caeruleus (blue tit)
Lineage: Eukaryota; Metazoa; Chordata; Aves; Passeriformes; Paridae
Gene: TRIM33
Product: tripartite motif containing 33
Cellular component (GO): chromatin
Molecular function (GO): zinc ion binding; protein binding
Source: RefSeq, a predicted model, not a curated record